Messenger RNA from Heterobasidion irregulare TC 32-1, 1507 nucleotides. RefSeq lists its product as uncharacterized. The record is from RefSeq and is a predicted model, not a curated record. The coding region runs from base 126 to 1103 and encodes 325 amino acids. The transcript has 11 exons. NCBI's taxonomy places the organism in Eukaryota, Fungi, Basidiomycota, Agaricomycetes, Russulales, Bondarzewiaceae.
CCGUCUGGUCUCCCCACUUCCCCCUUGAUCCUCCGGCUGUGAAGAGCCUCGUCCUUCAUUUAUCCUCUUGUAGAUCCAACCAAAUCAGCCUUCACCCUUCAUCCCCCUCCUGUCGAUAAGUCACUAUGGUUGAUUGGCAGUCCGUACCAGAGCUCAUGCACGAUGCAGAUGCCUUCGGAAAGUUCAUGCACGCGUUGCUCGGUCUAUAUUUAUGGGAAUGGUUCACCUCCCUUGACUUCGAUCUUGCGUUCAUCAUUGGCAAAAGAAAAUUCCGAUGGCCACUGGCUUUCUACUUCGUUGGGCGCUACAGUAUGUUGGCUGCGCUAGUGGGAAUUGUUGUUGCCUUGAAUGUCAGGACGGAAGUGAAUUGCCAGGCGUUGUACACAUUCAACCAAAUCGCCGGCAAUUUCACCAUCGGGUUUGCAAGCAUCAACCUGUCCCUUCGAACUAUGGCGAUCUGGUCGCAGAACAAGCUUAUCGUGAUCCCACUCGCCGCCAUCAUCUGUGGACACUGGGGUCUGCUCUUGCGGGGAGUCGUGCUUGUCAAGGCGCAGUGGGUCGAGGGCCAGGGCUGCGCGAUCACUGGUUCUAGCAAUACCAUCCUCAUCGCCACAUAUGUGUAUACGAUGACUUUCGACUUCGUCGUCACCAUCUUGACAGCGUACAAGCUCGCCUUCAAGAAAGGCACUCGCAGCCAGUUGGUCUCCAUGAUCUUUGCCGACGGCUUGAUCUACUUCGUCAUUGCGUUCCUUUCUAACACAAUUGCUGUGAUCUUCCUUGUCCUCAAUUUAAACGCCGUAAUGUCCGUAAUUGCCGCUGUUCCGUCAGCUGUCGUCUCCACUAUCGUAGCCUGUCGCGUCGUUCGACGGCUGAGCAACUACACGAACAAGGGUCCAGAGAUGUUCACUCCCACACAAGGAUCCACACUCGAGUUUCACUCUGGACAGCGCAGUGCUAACAUCGCGGUGAACAGGUCACAGGGUGUGCACGUACAGAUGGACACCUUUGCCGUUGCGGACAAGGCAGAACACGUAGUCAAGGACGCAGAUUCUGACGUGGAGGCACAGGGGAUCCACGACGAUUUCAAGCGACCAGCUUACUAGGCUCUUCAGUCCUCUUUCACAGGUGGUAUAUAUAUCGUCUGCCUGUUCCUUGCCACUCUUUACACCGACACAUCCCUCACCCUGCGCGUAUCCUCCCUACCCGCAGGCUAAUUCCUUUCCGUCUUUCCGACUCUUCUCUUGGGGUAAAAAGUCUUGUUGCAUUUCCCUCGACGGGAUCGGAUUGUGGAUUGAGUCCAUAUUAUACCCAUCAAAAGCCUUCAUCGUUGUCAAAAGCUGUAUUACGGAGCGAGGCCCGUUCUUCCGUCUUCUAAAUCAGAAUGGUCGUAUGUGGCUCUCUUCCGUCGUUGCACAUUGUGUAUUUGUAGAAUUCAAGUUGGGAUACCUUGCUGUCCGAGCAUCAUUGGUCCAUUGUUCCGGAACGCCAAUCUCGAUAUUAUCUUCGG